Dermacentor silvarum is the source of this 1510-nucleotide messenger RNA. RefSeq lists its product as uncharacterized. The record is from RefSeq and is a predicted model, not a curated record. The transcript is spliced from 4 exons. The coding region runs from base 123 to 773 and encodes 216 amino acids. Lineage: Eukaryota; Metazoa; Arthropoda; Arachnida; Ixodida; Ixodidae.
GGGACGGGGAGGGCGCCCAACUCGCGACGGCUGAGCGCGUAUAUAGAUAGGCGCACACAGCGGCAGGCUUUCCAACAUCCAGAUAUUCAGAUAUCGUGGCCAGUGGACACGGCUGCGCCAUCAUGUCACCACCGCUGCGACUCGUCCUGGCCCUCGCGUCGGCCGUUCUCGUGGGUUCGGCGCUGGCGAAUCAGCACGCUUGGGGAGCAGACCCGCUCGCCGGCGACGUGUCGCAGUUCGACGAAGUGGUCCCCAAGCCGGGCGAAGAGGAUCAGGUGAACAAGACUCUGAUCUGGCCCAGCAACACCCGCUGGUGCCAGUGCGUCGGCAACGAGUGUGGCUGCUGCUUCAACAUGUCAGCGCCACGCUUCGGCAUCAAGAACAAAGCCUGCAGCAACCUGACGUACUACCCCGACCAGUACGCUUUGGGCUUCACCAUCUCCAUCGAUGACAACGUUGUCCUCAACCGAACUGUGUCAGGCCGCGAUCCGCCGCCCAUCUGCUGGCCCGAGCAGAUCGCACAGUUGUGCGUCCGCUUCUACAACAUGACCUACCAUCGGGCGGAGGUGGACGGCUGCAUUAGGCUCGAGGGCGUCGUCGCACGCGAGGUCAUCGUCAGCUACAACGUCGGCUGCUACGUGCUCGACGACGAUGCCGUCAGGACGCGCAUCUCGGGACUCCGCAGAUUUCUCGUCGACGCAAUCCGCCGCCGUACGCGCCCGGAUCUCUGGCCAGAGGGCGUCAACGAAAUCGACGGCAGCAGCGAGACAUGAUGUGCUCCCGUCUUUUCUGGCCUCCCACUCUUUCUUUAGCGUACGCACUCGUCCGCGCGCGGUAAACAUGAUACAUUUUGAAUCGGCCGGUCUACAAUUUGAAGGACUGCCUGCCUAAAUGUCAUAUCUAUACAGGUAUUCCAAUGCGAGAAUAACGCGGAAGGCAGAAAAAAAGAAAAGAAGGCGACUACACCUCAUGUCGGUGCAUCGAGACAGAACUCACGAAUGCCCGUCGUAACUCGUACGGAUGUACAAAGACAACUUAAAAACAUUUUCCCCGUUCCAACUGAACCGCGCACUCAAGUAUAUAGCACAUUAUAGUAUUCUCUUGUGGUUGGCUUUGCCCGACACCACGAUUCACGACGAGAUUUGUGUGCUUCUACCGAAACAAAUAUACGGAUGCGUCGUCACUUGUGGCGGAGAGUAUCGUGCGAUCAGCGUACGAUCAGAAAAUGAAUAAAAAUUUAUCACGGGGCAUGAGGGGAAUUCUGCUGAUUGUUUCGUACAAGGGGUAGCGCUAGAUCCUUGUAAGGAUGCCUGCUCAUGGGCGAAAUCCCACAGUAGUAACCGACUAGCGUUGACAGUGCUGUGGUCCAGCGUUUGGAAUUUAUUGUGUCCUGCUGUUGCAUAUAUAUCUAGCGCGAUUUGCAUGGGCUCUCCAUUUGCUCAGCGAGUCUACUGCAAGCAUAGCUCCUGCUUUGUGCACUCCACAAUAAAGAGAAAAAAAAAGUUGUCAA